UAUUGACUUUUCAGUUCAGUUCAGUAUUAAAAGAGUGCAAACGUGAAGUAGAGAGAAGCACCGAACAGAAUUUCGUGAUCACACUAAAUGUUCAAGGAAAGGAACACGUCAGUCAAGAUAACCUCUAAAACUAAAAUAAUGUAUAAUUUUCGGUAUUUCAAUUGAGUUUUUUUAGUUGUUUGAAGAAAUAAAUCAACUUAUUAUUGCUCUUUAAAGUCGGCACCAUUCCAUGAACGAAUAAGUUUACUGAUUUUCCUCUUUCGUGAUUAGUGGAUCUGUAUUUUCCUUGUAAUCAUGCAUCAAAACUCUGAUGAUAUGGUCUGGGCUACGCAAAAUAUUUAUACGAGUCCCAUCAGCUCUGUUGAUAAUGCCUAUUCUAUGACAAGUUCAAGCCAGGACAGUUUCUCUAGUAAUAUAUCUGAAAAAGUACCUUCUCCAGAUUCCACCAAUACUCCAGGUAAACCAUACUUGAAAAUCAUGGAGGAGCCUGCUAACCAGUUCAGGUUUCGAUAUAAAUCCGAGAUGCAGGGAACACAUGGAGCGAUAUUGGGUGCUAGGGCCACAAAAAAUGAGAAAACAUAUCCCACUGUGAAGCUUUUCAACUAUGAUGGUGAUGCAGUAAUCAGAUGCACUCUGUACACAGCUGAAAAUAAGAGGAGGAGGCCUCACGUACAUAGGCUUGUGGGCAAAAUGUCAGGACGGACAGAAAAAGAUGACCCGCAUGAUAUGCGUAUCAGCCAGUCGGACAACCAUACGGCAUGUUUCCAGAACCUUGUUAUAAUUCACACUGCCAAGAAAGUGUUGGUUGAUGAACUGUUGGGUAAGAAAAAACGAAUAGCAGAAGCUAGAUUCACUCAAAAACUCAACAUCGAGGAAAAACUGCUUGGCAAGAUGAGACUUGAAGCUGAACAGGAUGCCAAAGGAAUGAAUAUGAAUUCGGUUUCGCUCAAAUUUGAAGCAUUUUCGUUGGUUAAUCAGCAGUAUAUUCAAAUUUGCGAACCUGUCUACUCUCAACCUAUCAACAAUAUGAAGAGUCAUGUGACUGGUCAGUUAAGGAUAUGCCGACUCAGCAAAUUCUACAGCUCGUGCGAAGGUGGAGAAGAAAUCCUUCUAUUUGUGGAGAAGGUUGGAAAAAAUAAUAUAAAAGUUCUAUUCACUGAACGUGAUGAUUAUGGCAAUGAAGUGUGGCGUGAUUAUGCAACUCAUGUGGAAGUUCAUCACCAGUUUGGAAUCAGUUGCAGAUGUCCAAAAUACAAAUCACAAGAUAUAUGUAGGGAAGUUUUGGUUAAGAUGCAGCUUGAGAGGCCUUCUGAUGGAGCCACAAGCGAGACCCGUGACUUUGUAUACAAACCAGCCGAAUAUAGUAACACGUCUACAAAGAGGAGAAGGUUGGACUCGGUUGUAUUCACAAAUCCAACACCCGACUCGACAUGCAAUCCACAAAUGGAUAGGUUUGGAGAUGACUGGCAAACAGUGUUGCCAACUGGUGCAGCUGCAUCGGUCGUUCUGCAGUCCAGCAACACAGACCCGCUUCUCAGAUUCAUAGAACCACAUCGAGAUGAGGAUGAUUUCGUCAUGAUCAAGGAUGCCUUGUUGUUCAGUUCCCUAAUACCAAAUGAGGCGAUGGCUGAAAGCACAAAUGAAGAGAACGCUUCUUCAAGUAUAUCAUUCUCAGCCGAGAUCAGAAACUAUCCCACACCACCAGAAACAAUGAUACCUGAUGUAUACAGUUCCGAGGAACUGCAAAAAGCCAUUCAAGAGGAUGCUAUUGCUCCAGAAUAUGGCGAAUUGGUACCUGACAGAGUUUACACAAGGAAUCUUAAACCUAAAAAUACUGGCAUCCAUUUCCAAAUGGCAGAUCCAGAUGCAUUGGUUGCCAUAAGUCAAGCUGCCCUUCCAGUUCCCUUUCCGCGUGAGAGAAAGACUAAAGAUGGCAUUACUAUUGCUUAUCCAGAAGGCGCUCUCUCUCAUCCCUCCAAUCAGCGUCCAUCAGGUAUUGAAUUCUUCUGUGAAGUUUCAAGUUCAAGAGCACAGAGGAAAAUUUCGAAACCAGAUGAAUUGGUUACCAGAGUUCAAGCUGGUGUUUUCGAUUUUGAAUCUGACUUCCUACAUCCAGGUAAAUUUAUCUAGUUCAACAUGUUUCUU
Nilaparvata lugens (brown planthopper) is the source of this 2145-nucleotide messenger RNA. It is a transcript of the gene Rel, whose product is annotated as nuclear factor NF-kappa-B p110 subunit. Gene Ontology annotation, biological process: innate immune response; canonical NF-kappaB signal transduction; response to cytokine. Gene Ontology annotation, cellular component: cytoplasm. Bases 295 to 2130 code for a protein of 611 amino acids. Gene Ontology annotation, molecular function: DNA-binding transcription factor activity; DNA binding. The record is from RefSeq and is a predicted model, not a curated record. Lineage: Eukaryota; Metazoa; Arthropoda; Insecta; Hemiptera; Delphacidae. The transcript has 18 exons.